Paramecium sonneborni is the source of this 203-nucleotide messenger RNA. Lineage: Eukaryota; Ciliophora; Oligohymenophorea; Peniculida; Parameciidae. The record is from the annotation of a GenBank genome assembly.
UAUGUUGGAAUUUAGGUUGAUUCGGAUUAAAAAAAUUAUUGUAGAUAAAUAUGAUUAAACAAAUUCUCUAAACAUUUAUGCUGUUGGAAAUCGUGUUUCUGGUAAAUUAGAAUUAAUUAAAACAGCUAAUAUGGCUGGAAGGAAAUUAAUCAAAAGUCUUUACUAAGGAUCAAAAGAAAUUAAGGAUUACAAAGAUGUUGCUA